Messenger RNA from Suillus fuscotomentosus, 959 nucleotides. RefSeq lists its product as uncharacterized. NCBI's taxonomy places the organism in Eukaryota, Fungi, Basidiomycota, Agaricomycetes, Boletales, Suillaceae. The transcript is spliced from 3 exons. Gene Ontology annotation, molecular function: protein binding. The record is from RefSeq and is a predicted model, not a curated record. The coding region runs from base 19 to 756 and encodes 245 amino acids.
ACCAAAUAACACAUCUGAAUGGAAUACGGAAGGUAUGCUGCGGCCAUAGCAGUAGAUAAAAGUGGGGUCUGGGGAGAAGUUCCGACACAUCAUCGUUAUCAAUCAGUUUUAACUAUCGAAAAUAUGGGCAUGUCACGAAUAACACGCCAUCCCAAGUAUUACUUGCAUGACGGUAGCGUAUCAAUUCAUGUCGCGGGCACCGUCUUUCGCGUACACAAGUACUUUUUUGAAAGAGAAUCCGAAUAUUUCCGGGAGGGAUUCAGAACAGCUGGGCCAGAGGAAGAUGGUCAGUCCGACCAGGCAGCGUUUCGACUCGAUGAUGUCAAGAUCAGUGAGUUCGAACGACUGUUGUGGGUAUUCUACAACCCGCAAUAUAUGUACGAUGAGCAACCCAUAGACCACUGGAUCACCAUCCUUGAACUGGCUACACGAUGGAAAUUUCCAAGUGUGCGAGACCUGGCAGUCCGGCAGCUGCAAAAGCUCGACAUGAAACCUGUCGAGCGAAUUAUCACCUAUGAUAAGUACAACCUCGACAAAUCGCUCCUCUUGCCCGCCUACAUUCUUCUGUGUAAACAACCGAGUCGCUCCGUUGACGAUGGCAAGCGGCUCGGCAUGCCCACCGUCCUCAAGAUAAACGAGGCUCGUGAGUAUGCACAGAGGUUUGCAGCCGAGCAAGGCUGCCCUAGUCCUACAAGCGCUGAUGCUGAAGAUCAAGAGCUUGUCGAGAUUUUGAAGGACGUAUUCGAUCUGAGCUAAUCACAGGGCUGUUCAGAUGUAGGAUUAGGGGCUAUUGGGGGACGCUACAGUAAAAUAGAACUGCAACUAUCCGGGGUCCAUCGCCGAUGAUAAGCGGUCUUGCACAACGUGUAGGUCAUUAGAACAGCGCUCAGUGAUCUACGUUACGCUAAGGUUCGGCACGUGUUAGCACCGCUCAUCCAGAAAUUAGUCGAAUGUCGUUG